Effrenium voratum is the source of this 597-nucleotide messenger RNA. NCBI's taxonomy places the organism in Eukaryota, Dinophyceae, Suessiales, Symbiodiniaceae. The record is from the annotation of a GenBank genome assembly.
AUGGCGCUUUGGCGGGUGGUGGGGGGGGAGCAGAGUGGCGGGCUCUUGGCGCGGGAGGGGCCCUCCAUCAAGAGCCGGGCGCUGGGCGAGCGCCUCAGCGUGGGAGCCUUGGUGAAGGAGCUGGCUCGCGCGGAGCCCGGGCACCGGCUGCGCUUUGCGCUGCUGGAGGGCUCGGGGCCUGCGGAGGGCUGGGCCUCCUGGCGCCUGAAGACCGGCAAGGAGCUUCUCGUGCGAGAGACAAGUGCGGGUAGCACGGAGCCCCGUGAUUCGCAGGGUGAAACGCAUCCAGCCAGCGCAACUGCCAAAGCUGCGAGCCAAAGCUCGAGCAUCGGCGGAGGAGGACCGAGCGUUGAAAGUGCCUGGGAUGCGGCGCAUGCGGCGCAUGCGGCGCAUGCAGUGGGCUCCGCCGUGCUGACCAGGCCACCUCCAGAGGACCCCCUGGACCAGAUGUACGGCCUAAAGACUCCGCACCCAGAGACCACGCCCCGGGGCGUGCCGCUGCCAGGCUCGGUGCUCCCAGUAACUGCCGACGAGUUUGGAGAUGUACCGCUUGGCAAGAGGUUGGUGCACGUGGAUUUCGUCAGCUGUACGAGCUGA